Messenger RNA from Melozone crissalis (California towhee), 1797 nucleotides. RefSeq names its product solute carrier family 17 member 8 (gene SLC17A8). Bases 34 to 1797 code for a protein of 587 amino acids. NCBI's taxonomy places the organism in Eukaryota, Metazoa, Chordata, Aves, Passeriformes, Passerellidae. The record is from RefSeq and is a predicted model, not a curated record. Gene Ontology annotation, molecular function: L-glutamate transmembrane transporter activity; neurotransmitter transmembrane transporter activity. The transcript has 12 exons. Gene Ontology annotation, biological process: monoatomic anion transport; neurotransmitter loading into synaptic vesicle; synaptic transmission, glutamatergic. Gene Ontology annotation, cellular component: excitatory synapse; synaptic vesicle membrane.
AACAUAAGGGAUUUACUGAAGAAGAAAGACAAAAUGCCUUUCAAAGGGUUUGGUUCACUGAAAGAAAGAUUUUUUAACCCAGGAAAGGAAGAGGUGAAGAACACCAUUAGCGACUCGCUGGGGAAUCUGAGAAGGAAGCUUGAUGGCACCAAUGUGGAGGAGGAGCCCCUGGAGCUGACGGCGGAGGGCCGGCCCGUGGCGGCAAGCGGGCGCCAGGCCGCGCCGUGCGAGUGCCACUGCUGCGGCCUGCCCAAGCGCUACAUCAUCGCCAUCAUGAGCGGCCUGGGCUUCUGCAUCUCCUUCGGCAUCAGGUGCAACCUUGGCGUGGCCAUUGUGGAGAUGGUCAACAACAACACUGUCUAUGUCGAUGGAAAGCCAGAGCUGAGGACAGCCCAAUUCAACUGGGAUCCAGAGACUGUAGGACUCAUUCAUGGCUCUUUUUUCUGGGGUUACAUUGUGACACAAAUUCCAGGAGGGUUCAUCUCAAACAAAUUGGCUGCUAACAGGGUAUUUGGUGCAGCUAUCUUUCUAACAUCUACACUGAACAUGAUCAUCCCUUCUGCAGCAAGAGUGCAUUAUGGCUGUGUGAUGUUUGUAAGGAUUCUUCAAGGUUUGGUGGAGGGCGUCACGUACCCAGCCUGCCACGGGAUGUGGAGUAAGUGGGCCCCGCCGCUGGAGAGGAGCAGGCUGGCUACCACUUCAUUCUGUGGAUCUUACGCAGGUGCGGUGGUGGCCAUGCCCCUGGCAGGAGUGCUGGUACAGUACAUAGGAUGGUCUUCAGUCUUUUACAUUUAUGGAAUGUUUGGGAUUGUUUGGUAUGUGUUUUGGCUGCUUCAUGCCUAUGAGAGCCCUGCUGUGCAUCCAACAAUAACCAAUGAAGAAAGGAUAUAUAUAGAAACAAGUAUAGGAGAAGGAGCCAGCCUAGCUAAUGCAAGUAAAUUUAGUACUCCAUGGAAGAGAUUUUUCACUUCAAUGCCAGUUUAUGCAAUCAUUGUGGCAAACUUCUGCAGAAGCUGGACCUUCUACUUGCUCCUUAUAAGCCAGCCUGCUUACUUUGAAGAAGUCUUUGGAUUUGCAAUAAGCAAGGUUGGCCUUUUGUCUGCAGUUCCUCACAUGGUCAUGACAAUCAUUGUGCCCAUUGGAGGGCAGCUAGCUGACUUCUUACGGAGCAGGAAGAUCUUAACCACUACCACUGUAAGGAAGGUCAUGAACUGUGGAGGCUUUGGGAUGGAAGCAACCUUGCUUUUGGUGGUUGGUUAUUCUCACACAAAAGGUGUGGCUAUUUCCUUUCUGGUGUUAGCAGUAGGCUUCAGUGGCUUUGCAAUUUCAGGCUUCAAUGUGAAUCACUUGGACAUAGCCCCUCGUUAUGCCAGCAUUCUGAUGGGGAUCUCCAACGGCGUGGGGACGCUGUCGGGAAUGGUGUGCCCACUCAUCGUUGGUGCAAUGACAAAGCAUAAGACCCGUGAGGAAUGGCAGAACGUCUUUCUGAUUGCAGCCCUGGUGCAUUACAGUGGUGUGAUAUUCUACGCUAUCUUUGCCUCUGGGGAGAAGCAGGAAUGGGCUGACCCCGAAAACCUCAGUGAAGAGAAAUGUGGCAUAAUUGAUCAGGAUGAACUGGCAGAAGAAACAGAGAUGAACAAUGAAACUUUUGUAAGCCCAAAGAAAACGUAUGGUGCUACCAGUCAAAAUAGUGAAGUACAGAGAAGGGAAUGGAGGAAGCAAAAGCAAGUAACUCAAGACAUGGAGGAACAGACUUCUUACCAUUAUGAAAAUGGAAAUUUUCAAGAUUUGUCUUAA